Molecule: messenger RNA, 960 nt
Organism: Eucalyptus grandis
Lineage: Eukaryota; Viridiplantae; Streptophyta; Magnoliopsida; Myrtales; Myrtaceae
Product: wall-associated receptor kinase 2-like
Exons: 3
Coding region: 1-960 (319 amino acids)
Molecular function (GO): polysaccharide binding; calcium ion binding
Source: RefSeq, a predicted model, not a curated record
AUGGUCUUUCAUAAGCUUCUCCUGAGAGUUGUGGUGAUUGGGGCUUUUCUGGGUCGAUACCACAAUCACAUGGCAGAAGCUGUUGAUUCAAUGACGAAGCUUGGAUGUCGAAGUACUUGCGGAAACCUCUCUAUUCCAUACCCCUUCGGAUUGGCCGACAGUGAUCCCCAUUGCCGCAUCGAUCCUCCCUCAUUUGGAGUCAUUUGUGAUAACUCUAAAUACUUGACAUUUCUCUUGAGGACCACGAGAUACGACACUAAGAACAAUAUGUUCCCCAUAUCCAGCACUAAGAACAAGCUCACCGCCGUCGGUUGCAACAUGUGGGCAUUUUUCCAAGACCUCAAUUGGACGUCAUCUUUCGGGUGUACGUCUUGGUGCAGCAAUGUUUCUGAUGUCAGCAACGGGUCGUGUUUGGGUAUUGGUUGCUGUGAGACAAGCAUCCCUAAGAAUUCCUUCGGCUACGGAAUCAGAAUUGCGAACUUUUUGGAUCAUUCCGAUGUCGUGGAUUUCAAUCCUUGCAUCUCUGCCUUUGUCGCAGAAAUUGGCUCAUACAACUUCUCGGUUGGCGAUCUUAAGCAGCUUAAAUUUAAUACUUCCACUCUAAUUCUCGAUUCGGCAAUAGGAAAUCAAACAUGCGAGGACGCCAAGAAGAAUGGGACGAGCUACGUGUGCAAAAACAACACCGCUUGCACUGACGCCGAAAAUGGAUCCGGGUACAAGUGUAAUUGUUUACAAGGCUACCGAGGCAAUCCUUAUCUUGCAACCAGUUGUCAUGAUAUAGAUGAAUGUGCGGAUCCAGAGAAUUACCCAUGCCGAGGAAAAUGCCAUAAUGUUGACGGGAGUUAUACAUGUUUAUGCCCAAAGGGUUAUCACGGUAAUGGCACGAAGGACAGUGGGGAUGGACAAGGGUGCACUACUAAUUCAUUAUAUUUGAUGGAAAUUUUGGUUGGUAAGUUCUAA